Messenger RNA from Cervus elaphus (red deer), 1166 nucleotides. Its product is annotated as translation initiation factor IF-2-like. The coding region runs from base 309 to 785 and encodes 158 amino acids. The transcript is spliced from 2 exons. NCBI's taxonomy places the organism in Eukaryota, Metazoa, Chordata, Mammalia, Artiodactyla, Cervidae. The record is from RefSeq and is a predicted model, not a curated record.
CGGCGGGCGCGGGGCUGCGGCGGCUCGCGCCCGGGAGACAAAGGCGGGGCGCGAGCCCACGUUCCGCGGCUCCGGCGGCCCAGCGCCCCGCCCGGGGCUGGGGGAAGGGGAGGGCCCGCCGCUCGGGGAGGAACAAUGAGGGCGGCGGCCCCGCCCCUUGGCGGCCCUGGGCGAUCGGCGCGCCGCCUCGCGGUGCCGGAGCCGGGAGUCCGGGCGCGGGCGCGGGCGCGGCGGCGCCGGCGGCCCGCACGUGUGCAGGGGGAGGGGGCGUCCCGGCCGCCCGCACGUGGGGCCGCCGCCGCGCGCAGAUGCAGAGAGCGCGGCCUCGGCGGGCCCGGGGCCCCAACACGUGGCUCCUCGCUGCGCGCGUGCGUCGGUCACCCGGCCCCGGCGCCCGGUGCGGGCCCGAACGCCAAAGAGCGUGGGUCCCGGCCUCUGCCUCCUCGGGUGCGCGCGUAGGAGACCGAGGGGCACCGGGGCGCGCUGCCCACCCAGGUCGAUUCGGGCACAGCGCACCCUGGGGGCCCAGCGGAGCCCACCACCACCAGACUGGCGGCCCUCAAGCAGGUGCAGCCCAUCGGUCGCGCGGAGCCUCCCAGGUGCCGCCGUGGCCCCCGCCCGGCUCCGUGGCCACAGGCCCAAGCCCGCCGGCCUCAGGUGCUGGGGUCGGCCUCGUGGGCAGGUGGGGCGCAGGCCCGGAAGUCAGAGGAGGAAAGUUGGUGUUGAGUUUAAGCCGUAGGAGCGCGACCUCUUGCGCCCCACCGUACCACCUCCCAGGCUGCUAGUCUUUUAGAAGUUCCCGCAGAAAAACGGGUGUUGUGGCCGCCCCGACCUGGAUCCUCCCCAACUGGGACACCCCCUCCCUCCAACCCCAACACCACCGCCGCUUUGCCAAGAGAGAAGCCAGAUUCCGGAUUCCUACUUGGGAGGACGUGGCAGCAGCUUGGUGGUAGGCGACAGGAAAAAGGACAAGUGCCCCAACUGGAUGGAAAGCCAGCCCUGGGCCCAGACCCACACCUCCCUGCUGAGACAGCUGCGGUGGAUCGGGCGGUCUCUGCCACCUCACCUUGGGCCGCUGCAGCUUGGUUUAAGGAGUCUUCCCAGAAGCCUGACAGCAGCACAAAGCAAUAAGAAAAAAAUACAGGUUUUGAAAAAUUGGUCAUAAG